UAAUUAUUCUCAUCUUAAACAUGACAAAUUGUCCAAACACACAGGAAAACUCCUGGAGAAACAUCUGAGAUCCACGUGACACUAUUAUAAAGAUGGAUUUAAUUAAAGAGGAGAGUGAAGACAUAAAGAUUGAAGAAGUGUUCAACGUGAAACAUCAAGAUACUGAGGAACAAACAGACCUGAUGGUGCUGAAAGAGGAACUGAAAACUGAAAAGAGUCAAGAACUGAAUAAUAUUGAAGAGAAAGAUGAGAAACAUGAUUUCAUGAUUGGAGAAAAACCAUCCACACAGACUGAAAUUACUUCCUCACAAAAAAGAGCUCAGAAGACCAAAUCUAACAGUAAUGUCACCUGCCAUCAGUGUGGAAAGAGUUUCAGCCAAACACAAAGCCUUAAACUCCACAUGAGCAUUCACGCUGGAGAGAGACCUUUUACCUGCAAACAAUGUGGAAAAAAUUUCAAUCGAAAAGGAAACCUUAUGGUCCACAUGAGACUUCACACUGGAGAGAGUCCUUUCACCUGCCAACAGUGUGGGAUCAGUUUCACUCAAAAAGGAAACCUUAAUGUCCACAUGAGAAUCCACACUGGAGAAAAGCCUUACACUUGCUCUCAUUGUGGACAGAGUUUUACACAUAAAAAAACCCUUAAUACCCACAUCAAACUGCACACGGGAGAAAAGCUGUUUGCAUGUGAUCAGUGUGGAAAGCGCUUCACAACAGAACAAAGCCUUAGAUUUCAUAUAAACAUUCACACUGGAGAUAAACCAUUCCCAUGUGAUCAGUGUGGAAAGAGUUUCACACAUAAAGUAAACCUUAAGGUCCACAUGAGACUCCACACUGGAGAAAAGCCUUAUACUUGCUCUCAUUGUGGACAGAGUUUUACACACAAAAAAUCCCUUAAAACCCACAUUAAUAAUUUACACUGGAGAAAAGUGUUUGUAUGUGAUCAGUGUGGAAAGCGCUUCACAACAGAACAAAGCCUUAGAUAUCAUUCAAACAUUCACAUAUCCUUCACUACUUUUUUGUGUGCUCAAAUGCACAUAUGAACUCUUCUGGCCACAUCGACCAUCUCAGCCCUCCAAUUUUGAUUGUAUAGAGGCGUCACUCCAUUCCAAAUAUUGAUGACUUGAAA
Molecule: messenger RNA, 1129 nt
Organism: Rhinichthys klamathensis goyatoka
Lineage: Eukaryota; Metazoa; Chordata; Actinopteri; Cypriniformes; Leuciscidae
Product: gastrula zinc finger protein XlCGF8.2DB-like
Exons: 2
Coding region: 93-1043 (316 amino acids)
Biological process (GO): regulation of transcription by RNA polymerase II
Molecular function (GO): DNA-binding transcription factor activity; RNA polymerase II cis-regulatory region sequence-specific DNA binding
Source: RefSeq, a predicted model, not a curated record